AUGUCUGAUAACGAAAAAGUUGAUAAAACUGAACCAAAAGAUUCUUCUGUUGAAGUAUCGCCCGUUAAACGAGUUAAGAGAUUGGAAAAGAAACCACUAACGCCAACGAAAGGCAGAGUUAGUAAACCUGCAAGACAGCGUACAGUAUCACCACGUAUGAAGGCCAAGCAAGUAGCUUUGGCGACAACCAGAAAUCCACAACAACAACAAAGGCAAAAUAAGGAUUCAUUCUAUCGAGGCGCCUUGUUGGGUUCGUUCUUGGGAGCGACACUGAGUACUGUAAUUACCAAUGCCAUUGCUAAACUGUUAGGUUAA
Molecule: messenger RNA, 315 nt
Organism: Zygosaccharomyces rouxii
Lineage: Eukaryota; Fungi; Ascomycota; Saccharomycetes; Saccharomycetales; Saccharomycetaceae
Gene: PRM3
Product: pheromone-regulated protein PRM3
Exons: 1
Coding region: 1-315 (104 amino acids)
Source: RefSeq, a predicted model, not a curated record